AUGUCGCUCACUACUAAACGUAAACUUAGCCUGUCAAAACGAACUAAAUCGAAACAUGACGAAUAUACAACUCGUGAUUUGCCUUCCUUGCGACGUAAACGAACUAUUGCAUUUAACCGUUUAUCUAAAGCAUUACAAAUAGGUAAUGACGCGAAGUUGGAUGCAACAAAGUUAGAUCUAUUUUUAUCGUAUUGUGAUGAAUUACAAAAAAUUACUACCGAUUUCGAAAAUGCGCAUCUUCUUAUUUUAGAAUUACAGGAUGAUCCUGAGUCGGAUGAUGAGGGUGUCCGUGAAAGUUUUGAUGAUAUCUAUUUUAACAUUUUGGCUUUGCAACGCAAUUAUACAAAUUCAAAUUUACCGUCGAAAUCGGAGCAAAAGACCUCUUCUCAUAUAAAACUUCCAAAAAUUUCAUUAAGAACGUACUCAGGACAUAUAAAGGAGUGGGCUGAAUAUAUCGAUAUUUUUAAUUCAUUAAUUAAUGAUUGUCCGUCUUUAAAUAAUUUGGAAAAAUUCCAUUACUUAAGAUCAUCCCUUUCAGGCGAAGCUUUAGCGUUAAUACGUUCGUACCCGGUAACCGGUGAAUAUUAUCACGAUGCAUAUAGCGCACUCGUUAAUCGUUACAAAAAUAAGCGUGACUUAGCAUUUACAUGUUGGCGCGAAAUUUUAAAUGUUGAAUUUAAAAUUAAUAAUGUUAAAGAUUUUCGUCGGUCGCUGGAUAUGAUUGAUGAAAACUUGAAUAUAUUAAAACAAGUGAAUUUGCCAGUUCAACAGUGGGAUUUUAUUCUUAUUUACCAUUUGUUGUCAAAACUUGACACAAAGAUGCGUCGUGAGUUCGAAGAAAAAUAUUCGAAUAUCGAAAUUCCUUCUUAUAAAUUAGUUAGUGAAUUUUUGCAUUCUAAGUGUGAAGCGCAUAGUCGUGAUACACAUUUUACCGAACAGAAGCCACAUUCAAAUUCUCGUGACUUGUCGAAUGUUCAUGCCGGUACUCAUACAAGGCGCAUGAACGUUUCGCAUACACUCGUAGCAACUAAUGAGUCUAAAACCGGUAUGGUUACUGGUGCAUCGUCGAGUGUCGUUAGAUCAGUGUCGUCUAGUUGUCCAUUUUGUAGUCAAUCACAUUCAAUUGGUUCAUGUAAAUCGUUUCUCGAAAAAUCAGUAGAUGAAAGAAUGGCAAUUGUAAACGAGAAAAGGUGGUGUUAUAACUGUUUGAAAUCGUCGCAUCAGUUGAAAACUUGUAAUUCUGUAUUCACAUGUCAAAAAUGUAAGCGUAGACAUCAUACAUUGUUACAUAGGGAAGUAACAAAUUCCAGUAACACUUCAUCACUGUUAACACAAAAUUCAAGUGUUAACACAACUGUCUUGUUAGCAACAGCUCUUGUAACGGUAAAGGACAGUUUCGGGAAUAACAAUACUUUUCGAGCAUUGUUUGACACCGGCAGUCAAAAUAAUUUUAUUACUGAAGAAGCAGUAAAUCGUUUAAAUCUUAAUGUGCUUUCUUCUUGUUCUUCAAUAAGCGGCUUGGGUGACGUGUCAGCUUCCAUCAGUGGUUUAGUGCGUGGUAUCGUAGGAAGCUUAUCGACAAAUAAUACAAACGUAUCAUUUGAACUUGACAUGCACGUCAUUCCUAAGAUCUGUGGUGACCAACCAAUCGCGAGAUUGAAUACUUCUGGUUGGUCACAUAUCAAAUCGUUAGAUUUAGCGGACCCUGGGUUUGAUGUACCCGGACCCGUGGAUCUGUUGCUCGGUGCAGAUAUUUUUGCGGAUUCGUUACUUACAGAACGACUUAAGGGCGGUCCAUCACAACCACCUGCAUUUAAUUCAGUAUUUGGUUGGCUAUUACUAGGAAAGACUUCAUUAUCAGGUUCGUCAUUGGUUGCGCUGCAAUCAAAGAUCCAAUAUGAUGAUCUUACAAAAUUAGUGGAGAAGUUCUGGGAAAUCGAUAACGUUCCUCAAGCUAAUUCAUUUACCCCAGAUGACAUUCUUUGCGAGAAGGAAUAUAUCGCAACUACACAUCGGAAUGAGCACGGUCGUUAUGUGGUACACUUACCGUUCAAAAAUUCUUGUGAACCCGUGUUCUCGGGAUCUCGUGAUAUUGCUGAGAGGCGGUUUUAUGCUCUUGAACGUAGAUUAUCGCGUGACCCUGAUUUAAAGCGUCAAUACGUUGAAUUUAUGUUUGACUAUCUUCAGAGUGGUCAUAUGUCAUUGGUACCCACUUCAGAAAAGCGUCGCGGAAAAUAUUAUAUCCCGCAUCACUGUGUUGUACGGCCUGACAGUCCCACCACCCAAUUGCGUGUGGUAUUUGAUGCCUCCGCAAAGGAUAAUCUUGGUCAGUCAUUAAAUGAUACACUGCUAAUUGGACCAAAAUGUCAAACUGAUAUCACGAAAGUUCUUUUACGUUUUCGAGAACACGCUAUUGUCUUUAUGGCGGACAUACGCCAAAUGUACAGGCAGAUUGUUAUUAGUCCAACACAUCGGGACUACCAGCGCAUCUUGUGGCGUUCAGAUUCACGACAACCGGUAUCAGAGUACAAACUGAACACCGUUACUUACGGUGUUUCAUCGGCUCCCUUUCUCGCCUGUCGAACUCUUCAGCAGCUCGCAUGCGAUGAGGGUGACACAUUACCUUUAGCAAAAAGGGCGAUUACAUACGAUAUCUAUGUCGAUGAUAUUGUUACUGGUGCUAACAAUAUGAUCGAAGCCCGACAUGUGAAGUCACAAGUUGUUGAAUUACUCAAGUCUGGGCACUUCGAGUUAAGAAAAUGGGCUAGUAACAAACCUGAGCUACUGGACGAUGUACUGACUGAGCAUUGCCUGGUUGAAGCUAAAUCGUUUACUGAUGAACAACCAUGUACACUGAAGGUUCUCGGACUGAAAUGGGAUCCAUCCCAUGAUGUAUUCGUCUUUCAUGUAAAACCUCUUGAUAAAAUGUGCACUAAACGAUCAAUUCUGAGUGAGGUUAGUCGGGUGUUUGAUCCUUUGGGAUUUCUUUCCCCGUUGACGAUUCACACCAAAAUUUUAAUUCAACAACUUUGGGUGGCUGGCAUAGGUUGGGAUGAAACACCACCGGAUGACAUAGUUCGCACAUGGAAUGACUAUAUUCAGCAAUUACCAUCGAUUCAAAAUUUAUUCGUGCCUCGUCGGUGUACUAUCGAUCACGCCGUGUCAUAUGAACUUCACGGAUUUUGUGAUAGCUCAGAAAAGGCUUAUGGUGCUGUGAUCUAUUUGCGUGUUACUGAUAGUAGCGAUCGUGUACACACGUUUUUUGUAUGCUCCAAGGCUCGCGUAGCUCCUUUAAAGAAGCUCAGCUUACCACGUCUAGAAUUAUGUGCGGCAGUAUUAUUGGUGAAUUUGCUCAAAUUCGUGGAAGAGGCAUAUGCUCCGCGUAUUAAUUUCUCUGUCACUCUAUGGAGUGAUUCGACUGUCGUUCUCUCUUGGCUUAGAUCACAUUCAUCAAAGUGGCCCAUCAUCAUCCUCCUCAUUAUCAUAUUAUGGACAUAA
Molecule: messenger RNA, 3498 nt
Organism: Achroia grisella
Lineage: Eukaryota; Metazoa; Arthropoda; Insecta; Lepidoptera; Pyralidae
Exons: 1
Coding region: 1-3498 (1165 amino acids)
Source: RefSeq, a predicted model, not a curated record